Telopea speciosissima is the source of this 351-nucleotide messenger RNA. RefSeq lists its product as uncharacterized. The transcript is spliced from 2 exons. Bases 1 to 351 code for a protein of 116 amino acids. NCBI's taxonomy places the organism in Eukaryota, Viridiplantae, Streptophyta, Magnoliopsida, Proteales, Proteaceae. The record is from RefSeq and is a predicted model, not a curated record.
AUGGAUGGGUCAAUCGGGUUUAACUUGGCUCCAACAAGUUGUUUCCCUACUCAUAUAAAAGCGGGAACUGCAAGGAACUGGCUAACUUUAAUAGCUAAUGUUUCCAGACAGUUGCAUUUGCGUGAAAUGCAGGUCCAGGUAUCUUGGGCAAAUGAUCCUUCUCCUCACUGGAGGGAAGGAGUUGCCAUUUCUUCUGAGGAGCGGCCCUUAUCCAAGUUGCUGCGUGCUGAAGUACCUCUCAGGAGACAUGGCAGACGCAUUAAACAGAGCGUGGGUAUAGUGAGUCCGAGAAAUGGGUUAGACACGCCUCACAAAGGCAGGGAAAUCGUUGCCUAUGAUGAUCUUCUCUAG